AUGGCCUCCCUUCUUGAACGCCUGAGUGUCCCGCAGCCCACUGGACCCGGCCCCAUUCGUUCGCGAAACAGCCAAAGCCGCUCGUCAACGCCAUAUAACCGACCCCCGAAACGCGACGUCGACUCUCCGUGGUCGCACGAUCUCUUCGAGCAGCACAAUUCCUUAUCCGCGCGCCUGAACCUGACGCCCUCAGCCCCCAAAACGACAAUCACCUCAAUUGCGCAGAAGGCGCUGAGAGAUGCUACAUCAAAGUCGUCAGGGGAGCUGAACAUCAAGGGCGCGGGCUCGCAGAAUGUAGUUGAGGUGACGGGACUGGUGGAUGGGACGACGGCAGACGACGUUGCAGCAAUCUUCAAGCGUUGUGGCACAGUCACCAAUACCAAGGCCGUGCCCGGUGGCGAAACGAAAAUCCGAGUUACAUUCAAAGAGCCAGCUUCAGCGACCGCAGCGGUUCAGAAGUUCAACGGGCAAGUAGCUGAUGGCAAGGUGUUAUCAGUGCGUAUAGUAGGCGCAACGGCGACCACGCUUGGUGGUAGAUUGGGGGGUGUCGACGGCUUGGGCUUGGUGCGACAGGAGGGCAGCGUGGACGUCUUGAUGGGCACGCAAGAGGGUGGCUCGAAAAUGCGUUCGGACUCUCUUCUCAAGGCCGACCCACGGGCGCAAGUACUAGUAGCACCUCCUGGCACGAAUCCAGCAGACUACGUAUCAGCGCCCGGCCAGCGGGGAGGCAGGCGGGGACGUGGUGGGCGAGGUGGACGUGGAAGACGUGGUGGUGGACGGGGCGGUAAUUCCAAUAAAAUGGACCUUGAUUAA
Pleurotus ostreatus (oyster mushroom) is the source of this 813-nucleotide messenger RNA. RefSeq lists its product as uncharacterized. The transcript has 3 exons. Gene Ontology annotation, molecular function: mRNA binding. Bases 1 to 813 code for a protein of 270 amino acids. The record is from RefSeq and is a predicted model, not a curated record. Gene Ontology annotation, biological process: mRNA export from nucleus. NCBI's taxonomy places the organism in Eukaryota, Fungi, Basidiomycota, Agaricomycetes, Agaricales, Pleurotaceae. Gene Ontology annotation, cellular component: nucleus.